Molecule: messenger RNA, 1834 nt
Organism: Gambusia affinis (western mosquitofish)
Lineage: Eukaryota; Metazoa; Chordata; Actinopteri; Cyprinodontiformes; Poeciliidae
Product: regulator of G protein signaling 9 binding protein
Exons: 4
Coding region: 257-1042 (261 amino acids)
Biological process (GO): G protein-coupled receptor signaling pathway
Cellular component (GO): neuron projection
Source: RefSeq, a predicted model, not a curated record
GUGGCUCAGGCUGCCAGCUGCUCUCCUGUCUCUCGGUGAUGGUUAAUGAGAUUAGUAGUCCGUCUUAGCCUGCAUGGGGGUGCUUCUCUCUGCAACAUGCUUCGCCUCGGGACCGAGCGCGUCCGGGCUCUCUGGCGCUGAAUGAAGCAUCUUCCAGGGAGAGAAGAGGAGCCGGGGCAGCUGGAGAAGUGAAGGGCAGUGGGGCCGAGAUCUCGCCUGCUGUGGCAGAGUCUGAGACUCUGUGCGAAUCAUCCCCAUGCCACUUGUAAAUAAUAAAGUUGGCGAUGAUUGCGCAGCGAGCGGAGACAAGGCUUUGGCCGAUGGAAAGGCGCUGGUGGACUCGUUGAUAAAGGUUGUGGCUUGCUACCGGCAUUUAGCCUCAUGUGUGGGUGGGUGCACAGACAGCCUGCAGCUCCGCGACGAGUUGAGGCAAACAAGAGAAAAGGCCCAAAAGUUGGCCGGAGACAUCUGCCAACACCUGACCUCACACCUUAGGGACAAGAGCCUGCCCGAUGGACAGCGCAAGGAGAUGGAGCUCCUCUGGGUGGCCUUCUGCGCCUGCCUGGAGCUGCUGCACGUUGACAUGUGCAAAGUUUUGAACAUCAGCGGCAUUGUCUCGCUGGCCGACUCUGCAUCACUUGUGCACACUGGCCUGGAAGGAGGAUGCAGUGACGUAGCGGCCCGGGCCCUGAGUUUGCCCGACCUGAACCAGGUUCGGACGGAUUCCCUCCCUGCCGGCCUCGAGAGCCAGGAGCGCAGCACCAUGGAGCGGGAGAUCAGUCAAAUUGACCGCAUGAUCGACGACAUGGAGAUGAAAGUCAACGUGCUGCGUUGGAUGGUGGAGCCCCACGGGCCGCUGUACGCAGACCCCCUCAGCAGCACUGACAGCGCCUCCAUGGCUCUGCUGUCUGUAGACGAGGAGCAGCAGGCCCCCAUCUCUCAGCCCCUGUGCCAGCGGAGCCACAUAUUUGUGCUCUUACUGCUGCUUGGUGUUUUUUUUGUAGCGGCCACUUUAUCUCUCUGUAUUUUCUUUUUCUCGUGAGCAGGACCUUAAGAAAUUUCAAUCGUUCCAUCUUUUUCUGAAGGUGAGGAAAAAUGACUCAUUAGCUUAUUUGUUUAAACAGUGUACCAGACUUAAUCCAGAUGCAAGAUAGCAUACAAUUUUUUACACUAAAUCUAACUAAAUGCUUUUUUGAUUUUAAAAUAGCUUAUGCCACUUAGGACUUGAUUCAUAAUCUGAAAUUGAGUGUAGCCCAGAUGGGGAAUUUCCCUUUUGUUUUCUGCCAUCUGAAUUUAUCAGUAACAGGUUGGAAAAAUCAACUAGAUUGUCUCCUGAAGUUGGACAUCCCUGAACGACCCUGAACACAGCAUCCAAUAUGGCUGCUGCCCAUUAACUUGUUAAAUCAAUAACACAUAUAUGUAGCAUUGUCACAUUUUUUGUAAAAAUAUUCCUCUAGGGCCGAAAUGAAAUCAUCUGUUAUUUUCCAGCUCCUAUCUGAGCCGUGGUGCAGUUCACUGGGAUAUCAUUCCCAGAUCCAAGUCCUUACUUUCAAAGGAAACUGGAGCCUAGGAUUACUUUUUCUCUGUUAAAUGUAAAAAAGUAAGACAGAAAAGCUAACAUUUCUGUGCAUUUUGCUAAAUGAUUUUAGAAAAAAAAAAGAAGCUAAAAUGACACUUGCAACUUAUUUUUUCUGAUUGCCAAUGUAAGUACGUAGGUGCUUAUGCUUGGUAGAUGUAAUAAUUUAUCUUUUUUUGUAUAUAAUCAGCACUCUAAACUAAAGGACUACAAUGAUAUAAAUACAUUUACUGUGGAUUAUAAAAGUAUAAAGUUUGA